UAGAAGAAUACUGUUUUGAGCUCAAUUUGUCUGUAAAAAUUUGUAAAAUUUAUUGUUCUUCAACAUGUACAAAGUAUAUUCCAAAGCCAACAUUUAUGUUUCGGGGAAAAUAUAUUUCAACAAUAUUUUUUUUGAUGCCGCAAAACAAAUGGGGAAAACUGUUCAUGUGUCAUCUGCAAAUAAAUUUCCACUAGCUGCAGCUUUAAAACUGCCUAUUAAUAUAGUUGACAUAAAUGCCGCUGAAAUGGGCAGAUUUUCACCGCAAAGAGAAAGAGAUAUAUCUGGUCCAGUAAUCAAUUCAUAUUAUGAAAAGCAGCAGGACCGUCACUUUGGCAUUGAUAUCACAGUUCAAUCUGAUCCUCAUUUCAAUAAAUAUGACUGCAGAGGUGCUGUUAGCCUAUCUUCUUCAAUGCAGAGCAAUGUACCAAGCCCAUUCACUGGUAACGACACGCAUCUCAACAUGCCAGGUUCUCAGUGGGGACAAGGUCACAAAUACUUGUCUGACCACCUGCACAGUGCUCACUACUUAACUUUGAGAAAUGAAUAUCGUAACAAACUUUUUAGCAACGUUGUAACAAUUGGGACAAGACACAUGAGUACUGAUGAAAAUUCAACAUCUGCAAUGAGCACUAAAGAAAAAUUGAAAAAGGCUGUGAAAGAGUAUGGUUCCACAGUGGUUGUGUUUCAUGUAACAAUUUCCGUUUUCUCUCUGGGGGCAUGCUACCUCCUUAUAUCUAGCGGAGUAGAUCUGGUGGCGCUUUUAAAUCGUAUUAAUAUUGGCGAAGGAACACUGACCAGGAUAGCGUCAUCAAACGCUGGUUUAUUUGUAGUUGCAUAUGCAGUACAUAAAGUAUUUGCACCAGUAAGAUUAGGUAUUACGUUAACAGCUACACCUUUCAUUGUAAGAUACCUUAGGAAUAAAGGAAUUUUAAAACAUAAGGCAAAUGGUGUUGGGAAUUAAAUCAUUGGAAUCAAUUUGGUAUUUUAUUUGUAGUUUUUUCAAUAUAAUUAUAUUCCUACCUACCAAAUGUUUUCAAAGAGUGA
Molecule: messenger RNA, 1044 nt
Organism: Hyposmocoma kahamanoa
Lineage: Eukaryota; Metazoa; Arthropoda; Insecta; Lepidoptera; Cosmopterigidae
Exons: 4
Coding region: 65-961 (298 amino acids)
Cellular component (GO): mitochondrion
Source: RefSeq, a predicted model, not a curated record